Messenger RNA from Daldinia childiae, 714 nucleotides. RefSeq lists its product as uncharacterized. Bases 1 to 714 code for a protein of 237 amino acids. NCBI's taxonomy places the organism in Eukaryota, Fungi, Ascomycota, Sordariomycetes, Xylariales, Hypoxylaceae. The transcript has a single exon. The record is from RefSeq and is a predicted model, not a curated record.
AUGGUUACCUCUGGAUCUCCUUCUGAAUCUCCUCGUGGAGCUCCCAGCAAUAUUGAUGCUUUUGCUCUGUUUGAGGCUCUUACGGGCCACAAGAUCGACAGGCGCUCUAUCCCUUCUAGGACUAUGUCCGAGGACUACGAGGUUCUCGGCAACGAGAGGGAUGACCAUCCUCUCCUUGGCCAGGAGCCUUCUCCCGAUGAGCCUCCUAAGGAUGUGUUCAUCGGCGCCAUCAACCCGUAUGCCCUGGUUGAGGCUAUGAUCGGCCAUCGAUUGGACCGCCAUGCUCUUUCUACUGCACGCAUCCUCGCGGAUGUCCUGCAGACCGACUACGAAGAGCUCUUCGACCUGAAGCACAACUCCGUGCUCUUUGCUGGCCUUAAGCUCAACGAGGAGAACCGCCAAGCCGAGGAAAUCUCCGAGAAGGAGAUGCAGAUCCUCGAGGAGCGCGACCUUGUCACUCCCGACUUGUCUCGCGUUAAGAAGCUUGAUGAUCUCGAGAAGAUUGGCCUCAAAGAGGUUGGUGAUGUCGCAUCAAAAUGGCCCGCAUGGCAGAAUGAUCAGCUAGCUCGCGUCUCGUCCUCGAUGGCCAGUCUCUCCGGCAAGACUGUCGGUAACCGCGAUGUUACCGAGACCAUCAACGAGCUUGUGCUUCCCUUCAGCCACGGAAAGGAAGACCAUCGUGGUCUCCCCCUAACAGCUCCUGGCGCGACAUGA